This is a messenger RNA of Culex quinquefasciatus (southern house mosquito), 3049 nucleotides long. RefSeq names its product odorant receptor 10a. The record is from RefSeq and is a predicted model, not a curated record. The transcript is spliced from 6 exons. Gene Ontology annotation, molecular function: olfactory receptor activity; odorant binding. Gene Ontology annotation, cellular component: plasma membrane. The coding region runs from base 8 to 1234 and encodes 408 amino acids. Lineage: Eukaryota; Metazoa; Arthropoda; Insecta; Diptera; Culicidae. Gene Ontology annotation, biological process: sensory perception of smell; detection of chemical stimulus involved in sensory perception of smell.
AAAAAAGAUGGCCAGAACCUCGAAGGUAGUUCCCUUCGGGGAGUCCCAGUACGGGCCGCUGCAGUUGCAACGCAAGACGUUCCGUAUCAUCGGGUACUAUCCGGGCGAUUCCGGCUUCCUGCAUUGGGCCAUGGUGGGUGUGUUUGUGUUUCACUACUGGUUCCAGAUCCAGCUGAGCUACUGGGAGAUUCGCUACGGGUGGAUUAAGAUGCGCGAGGGUGACGUGCUGGCGGCCCUGGAAGGAAUCUGUCCCACGCCGAGCCGGAUCGACGCGAUUCUCAAGUGUUUGAUUCUGAUCGGGGAGCGGAAGAAGCUGAAGGUGCUGCUGGACAAGCUGGUGGAGCUGCAUGAUCAAGGAAAAGCCGGCGAGAAAUCCAUCUACCAAUGGGCCAACUAUUGGGGUCACCAGUUCACCAAAUUCGAGCUAACGUUCUUCAUAAUGACCUGUAUAUUCUUCUGUCUCCUUCCGAUGGCGACAAUGAUCUAUCAUGCAGUAGUAGCACCGGAUGAACCAAGAAUCUAUCUUCUACCGGCGCUAGUGGCCUUACCGUACAAUUACGCGUACUCUCCGGUAUUUGAGUUCACCUUCCUACUGCUGGCCUUCAUCACGUUCACCCCCUGCUUCAUGCUGGCCGGAGGUGACGGUCUGUUCAUCGGUGUGUGCCUCCUUGUCACCAGCCAAUUUCGCAUCGUCCAACAGCAGCUCGAGUCCCUGGGCCGCGAAGAACCCCCCGGGACCGCCGUCAACCCAGCGAACCCAACCCCCGCCGAAAACGGCCAGAUCCUGGCCCAGUUGAAGCUAAUCGCCCAACGACACAACCAGGCUAUCGAAAUUUCCCGGGAAAUGUCCUCGCUGUUCAUGCCGAACGUGUUUGCGGUUUACACCAUCGCCGCCGUCAAGAUCGGACUGGCCUGUCUCAUUCUGAUGCAGUCCGAGGGCUUCAAGAAGCUUAUCUACAUGUUCGGGUCGCUCGGCAUUCUCACGGAGAUCUAUGUCUACUCGUACGGGGGGACGCUGCUGCUGGAAGAGAGCGAACGGAUUCGCCGUAGCGCCUACGACUUUCCAUGGUAUCGCUACGAUAAGGACGUCCGCCGGCUAAUCCAGAUGAUGAUGAUACGAGCUCGGAAGCCUUCCGGCCUCGAGGUGCCCUUUUUCGAAGCAUCGGUGGCCACUUUCGGGAUGAUCAUCCGUACGGCCGGAUCCUGGGUAACCUUGAUGCAGACAUUCUUGUAAAAACUUAACGACCGGAAUAAUUGCCCUCCCAUCCCCGCUGGCCACAGUUCACCACCAGGGGGAUGGUCCACUAAUGACGCGACCCCGCCACCCUAUCAUACACACUCCCUGCAUAAGGAUAUCAAAUCACGCGAGUCACAGCGCCAUAGAUAAUCUAACUCAUUUCCUAGAGUGCACGGCACACUGUAGCAUCCCGCUUUGCUUUGGAUCCAGUCCUCGACAAUGUUCCCUUCGUAGCGUGCACCGUCCAUGGAAGUCCGUAAGGUGGCGCUCGCCGGAACUGAAACCGAGACCAUGAACUGGAUAGUGGGUUAAUUUUACACCCAUUUUAGAUGCUUUAGUUGCGACUAAGAUUUUUUUUGCAUGAUUUUGAAAAUUUGGCUUGAAAUUUGAGCUAAAGUCGUUUACUAAAUUAUCUCAUAAUAUCUAACAAGAGGAGAAAUCAUGUUAAGAUAAUCGUACAAAUCAAAAUUUUUAUGAUAUUUGAGUAAACAACAUUUAAUAAAAACAUAGAGGACAAUCACAAUUCAAAUUCCAAUGUCAGUCGUGCCCACCCCUCAAGUAGAAAUCUCGGAACGUUUAUUUUUAAUACGCGAUCCAACAGGCGAUUCGCUUCUUCACAACCAUCCUGCCUGCGGCCUUUGUCCUGCAGAUGGCGAUGGUGGCAGCGGAUGAUGGUCGUCGAACCAACCCGCCGUCGCCGCCGGCAAUUCGAAACGGAUGGUCAUGAACACGGUACAUCUCACGCGUCGUACGGUCGCGGGUUGAGCCAGGACAUGGAGGGCACACGGUAAUGAAAUUCCCUCCUUUUUCUGCUGGCAAUCUACCCCAGGGACGUUACGCGAUGGCCACGCCGCUGACGGUGCCAGGUUCUUGGCUAGAUCCAGAAUCAGCACUCUAACACAGACAAACGGACGUUAAAACAUUUUUUGAAAUUCAUUAAUCAAAAAGUUAACUGUCAAUUUGAAUGCAACUCACCACGGCAGAUUUCAAUUCACCACAUGCGUUUGUUAAUACACCUGUCGCCUGAUUUACGUCUGAUUGUCUGUGACUCUACUAAUGCGACAAGUACACACGGGGUGGCAGCCGGCAACGUUACUUUUGGAUUAUGCAAAAUCCUUCUACGUUUUAAUUGGGUUGUCCUUGAUUGGACUUGCAGUUAAAUGGCUAGUCGAAUUACCUAGUGUGGAACUAUUAGCUUGGCUUUCAUUUUAUGGCCAAACUAAAUGUUUUGGACCAAAUACCAACUAUGAAUCGACUUUUUUGGUAAUUAAAUUUGGGUUUAAAUCUAUUCGAAAAAAAAUAAACAUUUCAAGAAAAGAUAAUCAAAAGUUAAAAUUAUACUUACCCGCUGGCUCCACCGUCACAGAGUUAACUGAGUGGAAUAACCACCCAACGAAGCAGCAAUUAUCCGGAAGCAUUCAAAGGUACGCUUCGCGCCACACCACCUACAGCGUAGAACAGCUGACUGUCACACCGCUCCCUAUUACUCCCCCUCUGGAGCCACCUGAUGUCGUUAGCACCUUCCCGUGGCUGCUUCUGCUGAACCUCCCCCCACCGAGCUUGAAAAUCUCAUAAAAGAUGCAAACGAGGAGCAGAACCACCCUUCUCCUUUCGCCAUCGCCAGGACGCCAACGACGACGGUAUAGACAAAAGGAAGUUAAUUUUAUGCUAAAUGAAUCUAAUAAAGGAUAGUAAUUAUCUAAGUAGAACUAUUUUUAUUAGAGCUGUUUAUGAAUAAAAGCUUGUGUCUCGUUAGGGAACGCUUCACCUCGUUCGGCUUCAACAGUUUUAUUGCAAGCAUAAAAGCAGUUA